GCUUGGACCUUCAAGUUGCUUUGAUCAUCUCUCGUGGGGCCUUUGCAGGUGCCCGUCAAAGUGCUGCCGCGCUUUGCGGCAAAAUUAUGGAUUCAAAAUCCAAGCACCUGAAAAUGAAUAUAAGAUGCCUCUGAAGCCACCAUGAAAGCACAGCAACAUCAUGGUGAACAACGCUGCCUUAGCCCCCUCCCAACUCACUGUCGACCCUCUCGGCCUUGAAUGUGACGCCGAAAUUGUCUGGGGAUCUCUCGAACUCACUCGUAACCUCCGACCUCCGAUCUCUCUGAGCGGAUAUAAAGCAUUUGUUAUCGCAUUCGGGCCUGAGGAAAAUCUCUUCACUCAAGGCGUUCCUCGAUAUCUGAAGGGAGAAGACUAUUUCCCUGUCUUUCUUCCUGGCCCGGAUCCCGACCCAGUGGACUCGCAUCCGAUCAUCAGGUGGAAUGGCCGACAGGACUCGCUGUGCGCUUUCACGUUGACGAAUUGCGCUCCGGUAUCCGUCGCAAUCCUCGACGGCGCGCACCUUCAGCCGUGGCAGUCGGUCCCUCUAGUCGACGGCGCAGUCAUCGAGUUCGUGCCUUCUGGAUACCGGUACACCUUCCGUGUGGCCUUUCGGCAACUCAGGCGGCAUUUGGUUUUGAAGCACCACUACGAAAUCGUCGGUCAACUUGGGCAGGGCGCGUUUGGUGCGGUAUGCAAGGUUCGAGACCGACGAGACGGAAAGCUUUACGCAUUCAAGUACCUCCAUAAGGCAAGUAAACCACAUUGCUUGACCAGGAGGAUGGACAGAGAAUGUGCUUACCACGAGAUGAUGGCGCUAAAGACGAUUGGGGCGCAUCCCAACAUUGUCAAGCUUAUCCAGCCUCUUUCGAGCCCUACGGAAAUCGGCUAUGACUUGCUUCUUGAGCUCAUUCACGGCAUUACAUUGCUGGAGUACGUUGGAUACCGCGGAUGUUUGUCCGAAGAUCAUUCACGAAAUCUGACCUACCAGCUGUGCUCCGGACUUGUCUACAUACAUGGCCUGGGAGUGUCGCAUGGUGACAUCAAGUAUAAUAACAUCCUUCUCGCUCUCGGUGACCACCAGCAGCCGGUCAUUAAGAUCAUCGACUUUGGGCUUGCACGCAUCAAAGCCUUUUCCAUGUACCCAACUAAAAUCUCUUCGACCUCCUUCAACGCACCGGAAGUCUUCCAUCAGGAGCACAGCGCGACAUUCGCUCAGAUGCAGCUCUGGGACAGCUGGGCGCUGGGAUACAUGGUGUACUUCAUGCUCACGGGUUCGCACCCUUUCGUCCCGCAUGACGGCCCAUUUGACCCCAAUAACGAGACCAUCGACUGGCUGUUGCUGGAGCACGUGGGUGUCAGCGUCGCUGCUUAUUCCUUUGUCCGGCAACUGCUGCGCCUCAGUUACCCGCGCCGACUCCAGAUCCGUCACACACUGAAACAGCCCUGGUUUCAGGACUUCGACCCAGCAGCGCGGAUCUUUGGGCGAGAUGACCUGCCGCCUGCUCUACUUGGCCAAUUCGAUGCUAAGGCUUCAGGUGUCUCUGCUCCCGUUUCGAAGCGAAAGAGAGCCCCGGAUGCGAUUGCCAAUGCACCCGGCAAGAAAAAGAAUCGUAACUGAUCUUUCCCCCACACCGCGAUCCUUGUCAUCUACACGCUCUUUUGCUCUGUCCACAACCACACGCUCCUUCUCAUGAAAUGAAUCCCCGACUUUUCUACGAUCAUGCCAUGUCUAUCUGGACUGCCCGCGGCCAUGUAUGCCUAUAUCUAGAUAUACGCCAUACAUCACAAACUUAUUUUCCCCUCCCGAAACUAACAUCGUGUCCGAUGAUUUACAAAUGCUCGAACCAACGCAUUCGUCGCAUGAGCUUCUGUUUUGAUCUGAGAGCGACCCUAGCACCAUCGACUUCGCCCCUGCCUCAGCCUGGGCCUGCCGUUUUCAGGCGUAUGGGAAGUCAGACGCGUUUGAUCAAGCGGAGAGCAAGUCUUCGAUGAUUUGCAGGUCGAUAGGGAUAUCCGUAUUUUUGAGAUACUCGUCGUUC
Molecule: messenger RNA, 2039 nt
Organism: Mycena citricolor
Lineage: Eukaryota; Fungi; Basidiomycota; Agaricomycetes; Agaricales; Mycenaceae
Source: the annotation of a GenBank genome assembly